This is a messenger RNA of Cryptosporidium ubiquitum, 1731 nucleotides long. RefSeq lists its product as uncharacterized. NCBI's taxonomy places the organism in Eukaryota, Apicomplexa, Conoidasida, Eucoccidiorida, Cryptosporidiidae. The transcript has a single exon. The record is from RefSeq and is a predicted model, not a curated record. The coding region runs from base 1 to 1731 and encodes 576 amino acids.
AUGUUUGAAAGGCUUAAUAUAAAAGAAAAGGGAUGUGGUCAUGACACUAUAUUGUCCGAUAGGUUUCAUAUUCAGAAAAUUCUCCUAGAUUUUGAUCAGGAGGCAUCUAUUCAUUUGGAUGAUGACAAAACUGAAGAACUACUUAUUCAGCUUGUUAAAAUAUACUCAGAAUCGAUUAUUUCUUUAGAUGCAGUCACAAUAAAUGAUAAUCUUGUAAGAAAUUGGAGUCUUUUUAACAUAUAUUUAAAAUUAGAAAUGUGUGGUGGCUGUAUUGAACAUUUUAAAUUAGCAUUUCAAAUGAUUUCUAGUGUUAUAACUACAGUUCCUAAUUCUGUAUAUUUGUUAUUUACUCCAUUAAAUGAAAAUACUGAUUUAUGUCCAAUAAAAUACCUAUGUUGGAUGUUAAGUAAAACUUUCUAUGGUAUUGAUUCAGGCUCUACAGAUUUCCAAAAAUUGCUAAGUAGCAUUAGUUUUUUACAAGCUGAAUAUGUGGGUAAUGGAAUCAGAGAUGAACUUAUUAGAGGCUUUGAAAAUAGUCAAAAAGACAAUUUAAAAGUUACCGAGAAUGCUGAAAAUUACAAAAAUAAAUCCAGCCUGGAAGAAUCGGCUGUAGAUUUAAUAACCGAUUCUUUGGAUUUGCUGGAAUUGAUCUUUAAAUACAUUGAUGAUUUAACAUUUAUCUAUGAAGCAGACUUUAAACAGACAGAAAACUUUAACAUCUGCAUUAGAACCAUAAUAAGCACAUAUUCUCCUAUAUUCCAAACAAUUUUAUCGUCUAAAACGAUGCAGAAAAUGCAUGGGAAAGAAACUGAUAAGAUAAAAGAAACAAGAAUUUUAGUUUUGAGGAUUUUUGAGAGACUCGCUCUGGUUCUGUCAAAUACAGACCUAUUACCAAUUUUUCUUGAUUCGCUUAAUAAGGAAAUAGUUAGUUCUCAAGGCACUAUUUUUGAAAGUUUAAUGGAUAUUUUUUCUCCUGACUUUCCGAAUUGGUAUACAUCAAAUUACAGAGGACUAAUAGAAUCAAAAAACUUCAUUUUUUCUCUGCAGCUUCAAUUUGCUGGAUUCCUGUUUUUAAAAACCUUGUGCAAUAACUUAGAAGAAUCAUCUCCUGCUGUUGAUAUGUUUUUAUCUGUAAGGAAACAUUAUAUACCUUUUGAUGAACUACCUGAUUUUAUCUCACAAAGCAAUUAUUGGUUUAGUGAUGUCAAAGACAAACUUAACUUUGAUAAAGAAAACAGUAUUUUUGGAAAUUUCCCAGAAUAUGGAAAUUCUUUACCACAAUAUGUAAACAGCAUUUUCUCAAACUUGUUCUAUAGAGUUGUUGCUGUAGCUUUUCACAAUGGACUUAAACUUCAACAAAAUAUAAUUGAUUACUCCCAAAUCACUGAAACAUUACAUGAAAGCAUAAUAGGCAAUGAAACUCUGGCUCUAAAAAGGCUUUACUUCUUAAAGAUUGAUCUUUUUACCGUAAAUAUUCAAAUUAUUAACUUCAUUAUUACUUCUAUUGUCUCUAUUUCUUCUGAUAAUAUUUCAGAUGAGGAAUUUAGAAAAUCUAAUCCCACUGCAGAAGUUGUUUCAAUUCUUCAUUUAUUUUUGGUCUGGAUCUGUGAAUUUGUGUUUGAUUACAAAUCUAAGAUUCCUCAAUUCUACCAAAUUCUUGAAGAAAUUAAUAUGAUAAAAAUCAGACUUCCUAUUCUAUAUAAUGCUUUUAAUAAAGAAAUAACCAGUUAA